UUUAAAUUAUUUAAGCAGUUAAUGUAUGAACUUGGGCGUCACAUAUUUGUACAGACUCUACUCUCAGGUACAGCGCCACAGGAUGCGAUACGAGCAAUGGAACCUACAAUGUAUUCUUGUGAACUUAUUGACCUUCCACUGCUGUCCUUGGAGUCACGCCUUGAUAUCAUGAGAGAAUUUGCAACAAGUUACAAUGUUUCUGAUAAUGUGUGGGUACCACAAAUUUGGAUACACCAGUUACUUCUUGAUACAGGUGGUCUUUCACGUGCUUUGGAGUUUCUUUUUACAGAACUUUUCGGGCAAAAUUUUAUAAAUAUUAAGGAAUUUUUCGAAAAAAGGAUCCUAAUCCCAUCAACAAUCUACGCCAAUGUCGCAAACGAUAUUAAUAGGGCAUAUAAAAUUAAAACUUAUGCUAAAGAUCAUAAAAUGCUCGUAUACGAGCUUAUUUACAGAAAUAUUAUGGUAAUCGAAUCAGAUAUUUCUGAUGAACUACAAGAUGGUGACUCCACUGAAAAUUUGGAACAUUUGGAGCGUGAUAGGCACUUGAUAUUAAGGAAAUUGGAAGGAAAAGAUAAAGUUCUAAUUGAUAUACCAUACUUCUUUAUAUUGGUCAUGGGAGAAUUGGAAAAUUUUAUUGCGGAUUUUAUAUCAUCACACAUUACUAUGAUCGAUGUGAUGAACAAGAACAAAUUAUUAAAACUUAAGAAUUUCUUUCGUGGUGCACAGGGGGGAAAAGCUGCUAAGUUAGAGCCGGGUUACAUGACGAUCAAUGGCUAUUCAGCAUCCUUUGCAGAUGCCGAAAAAAUCAGGAACGAUACCAAAGUAAAGAGCAGAGAGAUGAAAGAAAAAUUGCAAAAUGAGGCAGAGCAAUAUACACAUCUUGCAGAUUUUUUGAGCAAAUACAAUCUUUAUUACAACUCAGCAUUUCAAGAUUCAAAUCCAAAUUUGAGUGCUGCAAGUGAAUUGACGUCAAGGUUUAAAGCAAUUAAGGAAGAUAUAGGAGAGAAAAUUGAAAAAAACUAG
Molecule: messenger RNA, 1023 nt
Organism: Funneliformis mosseae
Lineage: Eukaryota; Fungi; Glomeromycota; Glomeromycetes; Glomerales; Glomeraceae
Source: the annotation of a GenBank genome assembly